Molecule: messenger RNA, 1422 nt
Organism: Nicrophorus vespilloides
Lineage: Eukaryota; Metazoa; Arthropoda; Insecta; Coleoptera; Silphidae
Product: NK1 transcription factor-related protein 2
Exons: 3
Coding region: 649-1302 (217 amino acids)
Biological process (GO): regulation of DNA-templated transcription
Molecular function (GO): DNA binding; DNA-binding transcription factor activity, RNA polymerase II-specific
Source: RefSeq, a predicted model, not a curated record
GCGAUGUAAAUUAAUAAAAGGUGAGGUAAAAAUUUUAACGCGCAAUAUGUUUUUGCAGAGGAAUAGCAAGAAACGAAACAUGUUUUAUGUUAAGUGGUUUCGUUAACGAAAAGUGCACACUUUGUGUAACCGUAUUUAUAUCCAUGCGGAAGUGUAUAAUGGGAUAAUUAUCCACGUAGUUGAAUGCGAAAAUGCGCACGUUAUAAUCAUCAUCCCCCAACCCCAACGACGAGAUGGAAAGAUGCAGCAGGAACAGGAAGAGGGGGGGAACAAAAAACGAAAUAAACACACCUCCGCCGCGCUCCGAUUGGCGCAGACGUGCAUCUAAGGGGCGGCGCCCGUUAAACCUGUGGGCGUGACUUGGACGCGCCCCUCGUGUUUCGAGUGGUGGCGGCGGUUGUAGAUGCGACCGAGAUAUUAGGGGUGCGAUCAAACGACCGCAAAUUGACGCGAAUCUCAGAUCUAAUCGUUCUGUCCGGCACACUCACACACCGGAAACCGGCGUUGCAGUGUGUUCGUGUCAUGUGACUGCCGGAAGAAGCAUCGCCAUUUUAUUAACGCGCAAAAACAAAAACAAAUCAAGAUACGAAAGAAAUAAAACAACAAUAAAAACAAAAAGGAGAAUCGCACUACUCACCGCCGUCGGUGAUGCAGGAUCAGAUGCACAAGUCCUUUCUUAUUCGGGAUCUCCUUGGAGACGUGUUAAACAGUCGGCAACACCAGAGAAGCGAUGAUCACGAGGACGAUGAGAGCGUCGUCGGGCAGGGAGAGGUGAGCGAGUCCGAGUACUUCGGGGGCGGCGCCGGGGAGGGGGCGGUCGCGGGUGUUGGAGGUGGAGGAGUGGGCGGUGGAUUGUCGGGGGCGGCAGCGUUGGACGGCUCGAAGGGUCGCAAGCCUCGGAGGCGGCGAACCGCGUUCACGCACGCCCAGCUCGCCUUCCUCGAGCGGAAGUUCCGGUGUCAGAAGUACCUCUCCGUCGCGGACAGAAGCGACGUCGCCGACGCCCUCAACCUCUCCGAGACUCAGGUCAAGACCUGGUACCAAAACAGACGGACCAAGUGGAAACGUCAGAAUCAGCUGAGACUUGAGCAGCUGAGGCACCAGGCGAGCGUCGAGAAGGAGCUCCUCACCGCCGGCGGUCUUCGCGCUUCCGGCGGAAACGGCGACGGUCAACCUUGCUGCCCCCAGACGGGCGGCAUCCCCAGGUACGGCGCCCAAUCGCCCUGCAGUUUCCUCACUUCCGCCGCCGCCGCAGCGGCCAUCUUCCACAACGUCACCUACGUUCACGGCUGUCAAUUGUAAACACAAAAAAAAAAGAUGAUGCCAGCAAUUGUACAUACCCCAAUGUAAAUAGCGUACUUGAUUUAUUUUUUCUCUGAUCUCGAAAAUCCUCGUGAAAUUGCAAAUUGUAAAUACGAAUGU